Bolinopsis microptera is the source of this 4402-nucleotide messenger RNA. RefSeq lists its product as uncharacterized. The record is from RefSeq and is a predicted model, not a curated record. Bases 26 to 1522 code for a protein of 498 amino acids. The transcript has 8 exons. Lineage: Eukaryota; Metazoa; Ctenophora; Tentaculata; Lobata; Bolinopsidae.
UUUGAGGUUAGGAAAAGUACCUCUAAUGUUAAGACACGCGGCGCUGUGUCUAUAUCUGUUGGUUCAAUGUACAAUAGCAAUUGAAUGGGAUGAACUAGUGGAUCGUGUGCAGGACCAUCAUGACACAAUUGAGUUCCCUGGAGCGGAGAACAGAGACGAUUGGUUAUGGGACGAUAUUUUCUGGAGAUAUCCCCACAUGAUGAGAAUGGAGUGUCCCGAUGGUUACGGAUGGGAGGGAAACUAUAAGGAUGGACAUUGUGAGGCCUGUCAACCAGGACAUUACUCCGCCUCUUGGGGUCCCACCGUCAGAUGUGUUAGUUGUCGUCCAGGAACCUACCAACCAAGCUCUCAAAGUCACGAGUGUAUCAGUUGUCCUGAGUGGAGUCCUCUGUCAGCAGUAGAGUCCGAGAGUUCGCACGAUUGUCACAAAUGGCCAAUUGGUAAAGAGGGGGACGUUGAACAUGGAAGACAGGGUGAUGGAAGGGCCACAGUUGAAGCGAAAGUAGAGGUCAUGGGAGACUGGACCUUCCUGAAUGAUAUGCUUGAACAGAUCUCUGGAUAUGAAGCCCACGAAAUGUCUGCUCACGUUAUGUACGAUGCUGAGCGGAAGUGUAGUAUGGGCACUUUAACUCUUGUCAUGGCUGAGCGUGCCGCGUUCGAAGCUCAUAUGUACGUUCAAGACUUGAAAACAAUGAUCCACCUCGUUAACGACUGGAUUCACACAGGACACUCCUACGUCAACAGAAUCUUCAGUAUGCUGAACGUUGCUGACUCACUGUAUCUGAUCGGUUUAAACAUGGACCCCUCUAAUAUUCACCGUCAGCUGAAGGAUCUUCAAGUUGCAACCAUUGAUUCUAGUCUCUACUUUUCUUGUGACGGAAAGCAAACUAAUGAUGACGGAAGUAAAGUGGAGAUUCUUGGAGCGAUUUCAAUUUUUGCGUGUAUAGAAGAUGAAGUCGCAAAGGGUCAGGACUAUUCCGACCUCCACUCGGAAUAUGUUUCGUAUGGCGGGGAAAGUGAAGCUUGUAUGACUCUUGGGGGGAAAACUCGGCUUGCUCAAAAAAUUAAUCUUCACUGGGAAGUUGAAGGCUGUAAAAAGGACGAUGCUUGCCACAUGUCUCUUAAGAGGUGCGACUACGAUAAGGAAACUAAAGAGUCAUUUGUGGUGGUUUACGUGGCAAAGAAGUAUUCUGAUAUCGACUUAGACCUUUUUGACGAUGUUAAAUUAUUUGACGAUAUGAACGUGGAAUUUGAUUUGAUUGGUAAGUUCAAAAAUUGUCCUGGAGGGCCGGUAUCAAGUUCGGAUACAAAUGAAAAGAUUGUCCGGCGGAUAAGUGCGAUAAAAAGUACCAACUUGUCUGGAGCAAUGGGAAGUGUGAGGAUUGCCCAUUUGGCACUUACUGGAAAAAUGAUGAUGAAGGAUGUAAUCCGUGUGACUUUGAACUUAUGUCAGCGACAUACACGUAUGGCAGCAAGUAUGAGGCCUGCUUUACCUAUCCCGGAGCACAUAGUGUCAUAUUAACUGAUGAUGAUAAAGAUCAGAAACGUGUACGUUUAGAUAGGAGACCUUUCAAUAUCCCUCAUGAAAACCGACAUCAUCAGCAGGUCGAAAUUGAAGCGAAAUUAGACGUGUGCUACGCUGUCGGACAGAAAAGAGAAUUCAAAGCAUUUUGUGCGGGAAAAUAUGAUCUGCAAGGACUUUCCUUCGACGAUUUUACGGACUUUGACCUGACAAAGUUAUCCUGCUUAGCCCAGGAUCGCAUCUCAGACCUUUACGAUGCUAACUGCAAAGAUCGGAUAUAUUCAUGGCCAGCUGUGGACAACUUUUAUUGGCUAGAUGCUGCCUGCAUGGUUGUGAAACACAUCCUACACACUGAAGAACAACUUCCAGACGAUGACAUUACAAAAUGUGAUAGCGUAAACGAAGACGUUCGAGUUUUGACUAUGCCCUUCCUUCUUCCAGAAUUUACCUAUGAUGUAGAGUGGGGAAGUGUAAUAUUGCCUCUUCUUGAACAUACAGAUACGAUGACUCAUGGAGACUACUCGACUGUCACUACGGCCGUGAGAGGUAUGAUGAAACAGUUCGGGGUCUACGAAACCUCUCAUGUAACAGGGUUAGAAAUAGCAAACCAUCUCAGAGACCUGAUAAUCGAAGUGCCGGAGAAUUUAAAACUGAGCAUGGUUUCAUGGAAAUGUUUAACGAUCUCGAGGAUGUGUUCUGUGAUAACAGCCAUGUCAAGAAAGAUUGUCGAAGUGCUUGUGCCUUAUCAUACAACCAAUGUAUGCAGCAAUCAGGCGAUGAACAUGAGCUGACCUGUUAUGCUGACGAGUGCAAUGAGUGUCAAGUAAGCUACACAUUCAAUGGGGAAGCGUACGAAUGCGUUACCUGUGAUUUAUGGGCAGAGUUUGACCCUUCAGAACAUGAAUUCCUUUCCUUGAUCUCCGUUGAUCCUGAUGUAGAAGGAAAACAGAUCUUCCAUCUCGAAUGCAAUGCAGGUAAAAGAACAAGUCUGAACAAUGGAGCUGUUGAUUACGGGAACUGUAAGGAUGAAGAACAGACCAUCGUGUCAUGUGCUGCGAAUGGCGGUGCUUCAAAAGAAUGGCAAUGUGUUGAAGAUAAAUGCGUAAUGUUAGAAGAUGGACCUUCUAAUGGCUAUAUAAAAGCAGUGCACGCCCCCAAGGACAGGGGUUGUAGAUUUGUCGAGAUGGCCUGCAACCCAGGUUACGAAUUGAAAGGCGAUUCUAUAAUCUACUGUGACAUUGAGGGUAACUUUGGCGAGAUCCCAACAUGUGAGCCGGUAGAGUGUGAGGAAUACGAUUCCACUAUCGAGAACGGUAAACUCAUCAACCAUCUGGUGGGCGAGGACAUUUCCUUUUACAGGUGUGAUGUUCACAAUCCAAGUUACAAUGGUGAUAUGGACUACUUUACUGCCAAAACGUGCGGAGAAACCAUUGUUUGUGGUAAACAUGAAGAUGAACAUUGUCCUCCAUUGAUAGAUAACGGUUACAAAGUCAGAGAAUGGGAGGGCAUGGUUGCAGUUUUGAGCGGGCUUAGAGUAUGGAAUGCAGAGUACGGGUGCAACCCAGGAUUCGAGCUCGAGGACAAUCCAGCACUGCAAUCUAUUGAAGAGGCUGGUCAUGGCUGGUCUCACUGUGAGGAAGGUCAGAAACCUGAUGUACCACGAUGUGUCACUAUAAUACAGGAUGAGGAAACUUGUAAAAUGCCCCAAUAUAUUUAUAAUGGUAAUCUCGUCGAAGAAUUUACUGAUGAUGAAGGUAAAGUGACUCAUGGUAAGUACGAGUGCGACGCCGGGUUCAUGAUGGUCGAGACUAAUAUGGGCGAGCACGGAUUCUGCCGAGAAAUGGACUAUUCUUAUGAGCUGCCAUAUUGUGUGGAACCCAAGGAAUGGAGGGGGCUGGAAUUCGAGCUUGUUGGAGGUGGUUACAAAAGAAUGCAAAAUGCUGGCCGUGUAAAGGCACGUAACACUCAUAGUGAUGGAACUGCAGAAGAUUGGUAUGCAGGUUGUGAUGACCAUUUCAACAGUCCUGCUGCUGGAUCCAUUUGUAGAACACUUGGAUUUGAAUACGGCAAGAUGAUUGAUGCUCCCAGGAGAAUGCGACCGAUCCCAUAUCUUCCAUUUGGAAUAACGAACUUUUGGUGCUAUUAUGACGACGUGCUUCCAAUGAGCCCUAGUUGUCACACUGACGACUACGGAAUGGUAGGAUAUCCUAUUUGUCUGCCUGACGAACAAAUAGCGGUUUCUUGCUUUGAUGUUUGGUGGAAGGUUGAUGUGGAGUUCCACAUGAAAUCCAAGAGAAAAGACAAAAUGUUCUGCCCAGUGGAGAUUGAGAAGGAGGGAAUCAAGAUGAAGACGAAGAAGUUGGGUCUGAGUGUUAAAUGGGGAGGACUUAUCAAGAAUAAAGAUACAAAUGAGUACGAAUACACAGAGUUCGAGGAGGGAACCCAUUACGAAGGUCGUCGCUUCAGCCGAAAGAAGGGUUUCAGGGCUACCUUCAUCGGUGACAAGGACUAUUACGACUGCUUCUACUGCAACAUUUAUCUUGGAGAAGCUUGGCUAAACCCUGAAUCAGAGAACAAUCAUAGCUGCGAAUGAUUGGAAACCUUGCAGGGCUGCACCCAGUAACCUCGGAAAUUUGGAUUAAGACCUGAAGUCUUAGAGAAACAUUAAGUUAUCAUAGACAUAGACAUACAAAAUUGUAGUUGUAGUUGUACAGGAUAUCACUGACCUCUAGAUAUCAUUAAUUUGAUACAUUGAUACAAUUUCUAAGAAUGUAUAAAGUUUCAUUCGUUUAGUUUGUGCAUAUCAGUAAUUCUUUAACUGUUUUUACUUAAUUUUAAUUUAAAAUGUAUCUCUCAUUUGAUAAUUGAUGCAUGCUUCAA